CACCAGCAGUCAAUGAUUUCAACCGUCAUCAUCAUCAAACUACAACGAAUAAACUUCUACAAACCAAGGAAAAAAAACUGUUUCGCACAAACAAAUCUUGAUUGUCUCUUCUAGGUCAGCACCACCGACCACUAGCACGACGAGGAAUCAGUCGUGUUGAGAGAUUUUUUUGGCAUUCGUGUUGAGUGCUUCUUGGUGAAACUUGAACUCAUCUGUUCAAGAUCUCAAGCAAGAUGUCGCUGUCGGGCAGCUCGACAAAUACCACGCAAAGCGAGAGCGACCACGAGCAGUCCUUUCAGACCCCGAAAAACCAACAGCCAAAGAGUCGUGAGAAGCACACGCGGGUGUCGAAAGCCGUGUAUUUCCUGAAAAUUCACCAUCCGAAGCCAAUUUUUGCAGUACAGGAGCCGAAUCUAGUAUUCCGUCCGUUGCUUUGCAUGACAGCAUGCAUGGGAUUGGGAAUGGUUAAUUUUCAGAGAAUACCUUGUUCGCUGCCGCUUUUGCUCGCACCGGUCACUUUUGGAAGCAUGCGCACGACACCAAACGGCGCCGCCGCGUCAAUUGGGCGGUGGUGAAUGCGCACGACGAGUUCGUGCAGAAGCACCUCCUCCCCGCCACCCGUCAGAUCCACCCGUACCUGUGCACCGUGUCCGCUUGCCGCCUGGGGGACCUGCCCGCGCACCACGUGUUCGCGGCGCACCCGGCGUGGAUCGCGUUGCAUGGGUUGGGCAAGUAUGUGGCGGGAAAACCGGUGAAAAGUUUGUGCUCGGCGACACCGAAUGAAGUUAUCUUACCGGAAAACAAGAUAUCCACUGAAAAAAAACGUCGUCUUAAGUGUAACGUCUCUAAGCGAAGAACACCAGCAUAACAAAUCUGCCUGGCAUGACAGCGAAAACUUGCCAUGCGCAUGUAGUUUGCGAAAACUAUGGUGUUGCUGUUGUUAAACAGCAAUGGGCCAUAUAAUCCAUCACCAGCAUGACAGACGCAACCCUCUGGUACUAGGUUUUUAUAUUCGCAUCACAGACGUAGACUAGCGCAUUUGCAGUUUCCCUCCUGCAUAUAAGAACGAGCUCACCGAAUGGAUGGAGACCAAACAGUAUGGCGUUCUCAGAUGCUACAUUCUCAACUGUCACAUCAUUUGUCAUGCAGAAUUCCAAUCAGAAUUGACGCGACCAAGCUGCUUCGCAUGACAAAUUCCCGAAGGGACAAACAGGGUGAGAAUCUGUGCCAAAUCUGUCAUGCAAAAGGCGCAAUCUUCCCCCUUUCAGUUUUGUCAUUCUUGCAUCACAAGCUCAUGUAACAGUUGAGAAUGUAACAGUUGAGAACGCCAUAAACAGUACAGCAACGACUGGGAAGGGACGCCGUUUCAUUGUCCGUUGACCGGCAUAUGACAGUGCGCAGCGAGUUUUACUUCAUCUUCCCCCGCUUUUUUUUUACAGAGGAGUUGUACCAUCCACAGCAACACUAGUGAAAACAGCAACGCUGCAGUUUCGGCAUGGAAAGUGCAAAUUUUCACCUGGACAAGAGAAGUGGUAGUACAGAUACAAGACUGUCUCGGGUCCCAUGAUCGUCCAGGAUGAACUUGUGAUGCAAACUCAGCCAGUGAAAGAGAUUUUUUGGGGUAGUUCUUUUCCAUGUGAGGACAAGAAGUCAGGGAGAAGGGAAGUUCUUGUUGCGCACUGUGAUAUGGCAUAUGACAGUGCACAACUCCCCCUCCCCCUCAUUUGUCAUGCAAAAUACCCAAUCCACCCUUGGCCUCUUGGCAUUGUUUGCAUGACAAGUUCUGGUAUCCCAAAUAGCACUGUAAUCCAGUGUAAAUCUGUCAUGCAAAGGCGGCAUUUUUGCUGAUGCUUGUAUUGCUGUUCAUGCAAUACAAAUGAGGGGGAGGGGGAGUUGUGCACUGUGAUAUGGCAGAGUGCUCUUCUACUACCGGGCGUGGGAUAGUUUGCUGAGCACCGAGUUUGUAUCAAAAGGAAAAAUCCCCCCUCCCCAUAUCAAAACGAAGUUUGUGAUGCUGGAUUUGCGUACACAGAUCAGAUUUGUCUUGCUGGAGAGGACGGCAGGCUUAUAUCAAGCCCGAACUGGGAAGUUUUGAGCUAGGCGCUGAGCAUGGCAAACGUGUAGUCUGUAGGGCCAACAGCAUCACAAACCGCCAACAGAGUGCGGCAGAGCCUGUGCGGUUGCGUUCUUGCAAGACAGAGACGAUUUGAGGUCACAAAUCAGCAUGACAAAUUUUCUGGGACGUGCCUUUUCGAUAUGGGGAGGGGGGAUUUUUCAUUGCAAUAGUUUGGCAUGGACUUGGAUUUUCACAACCAGUACAUCGUGGCCGGGAGCAACAUCAAGUUGAUGUCCUUCAACGAUUUUUACGCAUGCUUGCAAAACAAGUAUCGUACUCGUACUAAUACAUAGUAAUAAUUGUAACCAAUGGCAUAGCAGAUGGGCACGUGCUUCGAUACUGCAACCUAAUUUAUUUUCUGCAUGACAAAUUCCACCUUUCCUCCUGGAAGAACAAUUUGUGAUGCAAUCAGAAUCACUGCUGCUGCGAUACAAUACAAAUACUUUUGCAAUGCAUAACGAUACCUCGGACGCGAGUUCUUGCACUUUGGCGGGCGGAGGAGGUCUGUACUCUCUCUUCGACAGCAUGCAGACCACGUCCCCCACGUACUGUUCCCGCCCCUCCCCAGACGGCGUCACCAUCACUUCGCGGGUGUCGCUCCUGACCGCGCAGGACAGGCACGGCAAGGAACCGUAUGGCAUUCUCGAACGUUACAUUCUCAAUUGUUACACGAAUAUGUAAUGCGAGAAUUAUCGCAAAAGUCAAAAGGGGGAGGCUGCACACGUAGCAUUACAAAUUUCGCACAGAUUGCGGUGCUGUUUAGCCCUUGUUCGUAGAUUUUUUAUGCGAAUCAGCUACAUCGUGCGGAUAAUGUAUGAUGGUAGUUUCGCAUGACAAACUCAUGUAACAGUUGAGAAUGUAACAGUUGAGAACGCCAUAAGCCGCUGUUGUUUGGUGUGGAGCCGGAUCCAAGCACGAUCUGGGACAAGAACCAGCACCGGGACUAAGUAGUUGGACGUACGAAAUCUGCUUGUUCAUCCAACGCCGAGAAAACUGUCGUUGUAAGUAAAAAAGUACUACGUGAUCAAUUGAUGUUGAACUGCACUAAAAAUUUUUCAACACCAAACACCAAUUAAAUUUUAGUACCGAUUUGCAACCAGUUGGCAAAUUUGAAACUUUCUUUUGUUGAAACUGGCGGUAUUCACUGCAAGAAAAUCAUUACAAUUAAAUUCGAGAAAUCAAAUAAGUCUUAAUCUUUUGCAUUUGCUGAUACAAGUCCAACUUGAUGAAUCAAAACUUUUCGAAAGAUGAAGCUAGAGUGGCUUCGCCAAAACUUCGAUUUUACCUUUUUGAAAAUAAAUUAAUAUAUUAUGACUAUGGAAUGCGGCUGUAAGUCUUGCUGUAUUCUCCUCGAUUAUAUUAUCCCACGAAAAAACUGCUUCACUGUGAUGAUUUUGCAAGAUCUGCGUCACAAGUUUGCUACACAUGACAAAAAAAACUUGGAAUGCGUGCUUCCUAAGGGAAAACACAGCUAAAAAUCCAAUGUCUUGCAUGUGUAGCAAGACAAACGCAUUUGCGUUCCGUUCUAUGCAUCACAAGUUUACAGUGAAACAGAUUUUUCUUGCGAUAUAUAUUGUGAUUACCACGUACACGUCGAAGGAAUCCUCGACUUUACCUCGGAAUUUUCCAUAGAUGCUUUCUGGUGUCUGUAUGGAUUGCAAAAAUGUCUGGGUCUGGAAGGUUGCAACUUGUCAUGGUAAAUCUCCAGCAUGCAAAAAUCUGUGUUGCAUGAGUGCCAAAAGCUGUCCACUUUUGACCAAAUUGGAAGGGAGUUUCUCAUGGAGGACAGGCAUGGCGGAAACCUCGCAGAGUCUGUCAUGCUAAGUCCCGCAUUUCAGACCUUACGGGUCAUGGAAAAUCUGCAUGACAAGUCUACACUUUUCCAGACCCAGACAUUUUUACAUUUGAUAGUCUGUUAUGAGCUACCACGACAGGUAUCUUAACACCUCCAUCGAGUAUUUCAUCACUAGUCGUGGAAAUAAACACCACAUAACGUCAACGUCUUUUACAGUUCCUUCAGUUCACUGAUGGAACUCAAAAAUCCGCUUAAUUGCGAGAAAAUGAUAUUUCUUUUGCAAAAAAUAAACAAAGACCCUCUGAUGACUUUGUUUUUUUAUCCAUUUUAUUGUGCAGUAUAAGUAUCAGAAGUUGAAGUAUCUAU
This is a messenger RNA of Amoebophrya sp. A120, 4277 nucleotides long. The record is from the annotation of a GenBank genome assembly. NCBI's taxonomy places the organism in Eukaryota, Dinophyceae, Syndiniales, Amoebophryaceae.